Messenger RNA from Dioszegia hungarica, 2343 nucleotides. RefSeq names its product P-loop containing nucleoside triphosphate hydrolase protein. Lineage: Eukaryota; Fungi; Basidiomycota; Tremellomycetes; Tremellales; Bulleribasidiaceae. Gene Ontology annotation, cellular component: intracellular anatomical structure. The coding region runs from base 1 to 2343 and encodes 780 amino acids. Gene Ontology annotation, molecular function: RNA binding. The transcript has 13 exons. The record is from RefSeq and is a predicted model, not a curated record.
AUGGUCCUCACCCCUGCCCCCCAGCUCGCACCUCAGCUUCUCCGCUACCUCGAACGGGUCGACCAAAGACUCUCGGGUAAAGCGAAGACGCCAGAGCAGCUCGCCUUGCUGGACCUCCGGUAUGCCACUCUUCCCAUCCGGAAGGAGGAGAAUCUGAUUCCUUUCAUCCACCACGUAAGCCGCUCCUCUCGUCAAGCAGUCAAGCAGUAUGGCCGACGCGAUCAGUUCAAGACGUAUCGACACUUCACCAUUGGCGGUAAGCCAGGCUCUGGCAAGUCGACCCAGUCGACCCAAGUCCUCCUCCGCAUCCUGGAGCUCGCUGGGGACGGUCGCGCGAUCAUGAUCGUCGUCCCUGGACGGUUUGCUGCUCUACUCCUUUGCGAUAGGCUACGAGCCGAGCUCGGCGUUGAGAUUGAAGAUAAUGAUCAAAAGGGUAUCGUUGUCCUCCGCUCUCGGGACAACAGCGGUCCCGCCGGCAAGGACGCCCGAAUCGUCGUCGUUACGGAGGGUAUCUGCGUCAGAGAGGUCAUGGGCGACAUCCGCCUCGGCAGGUACGCCGUCGUGCUCUUCGACGAGGUGCAGGAGCAGUCCGGCUACUCGGAGGUGUUGAUCGAUUUCGCAAAAUGGGCGAUGCGAGCCAGUGAAACCCUCCGAAUCGGUCUCAUCUCCGGAACGUCCGACCUCGCUCCCACGCGUAACUUCCUCAAUAUCCCGGACGCGGCUCAUUGUACCCUUCCCGCUCCUACCUUCCCCGUCCAAGUCUCCUUCGCGGCCGAACCCGUCGAAGACAUCACGGCAUGGGUCAUCGUGAAGCUGUCCGCGUUCAUCCAGAACCACACCGGCGACAUCCUCAUCUUCACCAACGGCCUCAAAUCCUGCACCGACCUCGGCAGGGCUAUCAAGGCUGCUCCUCUUCCCGAGCCGGUCGAGGUCCACCCCGUGACCAGCCGGGUCAGCCAGCAGCGCAAGAUCGACGCCACCGUUGUCCGCGCUCCCGACGCCCCCCGCCGUGUCAUUAUCGGAACCAACUCUCUUGAGGAUACCAUCACUAUCCCCAACAUCGGGCUGGUCAUGGACACUCUCAUGUACAAUCUCGCGUCAUACUCUACGGAAUUCGACCAUCGGCGUCUGAUCGAACGGCUCGUCUCUCGCGUUCAGAUCGAGCAGCGGAUCGGACGAGCUGGGCGGACACAGCCAGGCUACGCCGAGUUGGCAUGCACCAAGGAGAUGUACGACCUCCUCCUCGCCACGUAUCCCGAAUUGCUGCCCAAGGUACAGACAGAGGAGUACACCUCGACGCUACUCACCAACCUCGCUGUCACGAGGAUCAUCAACGCUCGAUACGGAGACUUUCCGACCGGGCAGAUGGAGCUCAGCAAUGAGACUACUCCCGCACGCUACGCUCACGCCGUCGCGACUCUGAAAGUCCUCCAGGCGGUCACGGAGGACUCGGCCGGAAACAUCCAUCUCACCGACAUAGGACGGCAGAUGGCCAAUUUGUCGGUCUCGCCCGAGUUCGCUCGCUCGCUCAUCGCCAGCGUGCAGUUCAACGGCGUCAAAGCCAAGGGCCAACUCCUCAACUGUACUGGAGCCAUGAUUGUGCUCGUUGCUGCCAACUCCACGACUGACGUCUUACGCCAAUCAAUCUUCUUCUCUUCCCAAGAGGACGCCGAGGGUCAGUAUGAUCUGCAACAACAAUCAACCCUCAUGUCGACACAGGGGGACCACGUCAGCGCAUUCCUCGCUCUCAGAGGAUGGCUCAAUGGCAAGGGCAACGGAACCGACCAGGCCGGCCGAUCACGGGCUAUUACUCCCUUCGCCGACGCGUAUGCGACAAAGUACUGCCUUCGGAAAUCAGCAUUGUCCGACGCCGCUGAUCUCGUCAAGACACUCACGGGCCAGAUGAAGAGGAAGGGCAUGUUCCACUUCGAUUUUGUCUCGCUCAGCCCAAACGACACGGUACAUACCGAGGGCGUAAUCCGGAGUCUGAUCUAUGGUCAUCUCCGUAAGUUCGCGUUCAAGCCGGCAGGGGGGGAUGUGGGGGAGUAUCAUCGCUGGAGUAAUGGACAGGAGAGACUCUUCCUUGACGAAAAGUCUCGGCUUUACGCCGCUUCUCCCCAGGUUGUGCUGUUGUCGGAUGCGCGAAUGCCGCCCAAGCCCGCUUCGCCCAACAACACCAUCAUCAAUCAGCUGUCAAUUACCGAUCCAGAAUGGUACAUUCUCCCUCCGCUUCUUGUAGCCUGGAAUAGUGCUGACUGCGUCCACAGGGUCCGACAAAUCGAGCAAGAGGUCUUGGGACAUACCUCGCUUAGGACACAUCUCGCGUUAGGCAAGCAGCAUUAG